Molecule: messenger RNA, 4207 nt
Organism: Tuber aestivum (summer truffle)
Lineage: Eukaryota; Fungi; Ascomycota; Pezizomycetes; Pezizales; Tuberaceae
Source: the annotation of a GenBank genome assembly
GAUCAACCUCAUCUCUCUACUCGAGCAUAUUGGAUUCUUGAGUAAUUCCCCAAUUUGAAGAGAUUCAGAAUCACAAACACGGAUAGAUACUUCUGGUCAUGUCAAGAUUCUCGGUAAAUUAAGAUUUUAAUGAUACCAGCCUUGGAUUUCGAGAGAUAGUAUGGUGAGAGGAUCUCUGCAGCUAACUUGGAUAUGUUGACAGCGCCUUAUCCGCUUCAUUGCUGCCGAUGGGGAAACCUAUUACGGGGAUGCAAUUCUCCCUGCCGGGAUUAGUGACGUCUCGAAGGUUGCUAGGGCACGUGUUAUUGAGGGGGAUAUCUUGUCCCCGGGAUACAGAGUGACCGACCAAAUCCUGGUGCGAUAAAGUUUACCUCCAUAUCCCGGCAGGAAGUUCUGCUGACCCUGCCACAGAAUGUUAACAAGCUUUUGGCCCCGUUUGCCUGUAAAGAUACAAAGACGAUCAGGUGUCUGGGACUUAAUUACUCCCAGCAUGCAAAGGAGGUAUCAUGGCUUGAUGUGGCUCUGAUCGUGAAAUCCGGUCAUAGCUAAUACCUUGUUGACAGACAAACAUGGAUAUUCCAAAGUAUCCUGUGCUGUUUGUAAGUUUGAGGUUAUUCCAUUAAUUGUGGGAUCGUACUGAUUGUCCACCAGUAUAAGCCGAUUACCUCGCUUUCUGGACCUUCAGGUAAUCCGCUUCCCCAGCUUUAGCAGCCGUCAUGGGCCGCUCAUGUCCUCCUGACGCCGACAGCGCAGACCCAAUUCCAAUUCCGCAGGUAGCUCAGGACGAACCCGGACUUGAUUACGAAUGCGAACUCGUGGUUGUAAUCGGCAAAGAGGCCAGAGAUGUUUCUGAGGGUAGCGCUCUGGACUGCGUCCUCGGAUAUUGCGCUGGAAAUGACAUGAGCCACAGAGACUGGCAACUCAAGAAAGGCGGUGGCCAAUGGUAGGGUUUUGCCCGUAUGCAUUAUACAAAACCACGCCAAUCGAAAUUAGGUCUUUAGGCAAAGGAUUUGAUGGAUGGGCACCGAUUGGACCGGCCAUCAUUUCUCCCUCUCUUAUACCAGACCCUCAGAAACUACGCAUCUUUACUAAGGUACCUAUCCUCGAAAUUCCAGUAGAUGCACUUUCGCCUCUCCUCAGAGCGUAUUAAUGCAUCUGCGCAGGUAAACGGGCAAACCGUUCAGGACUCUUCAACUGCGGAUAUGAUAUUCUCCGUCGCUAGGACACUAUCCUUCCUCUCGCAAGGAACAACGCUUUUGCCGGGAGACCUUGUGUUUACUGGAACGUAAGUCUUCUGCCAAUUAGAGUGAUAAGUCAUGACUAUCAUUUUUGCUGAUGAACUGCCCUUCUCCAUUAGUCCGCAGGGUGUUGGGAUGGGGAGGAGGCCACAAUCCUGGCUCAACGAUGGGGAUAUGGUUGAAGUGGGCAUUGAAGAUAUUGGAAGUAUUACGAACAAAGUGACGUUUGAACGUGCGAAGCCGCACCUUUAGGCACGUUAUGAACAACGGUAGAUGAGGCAUCAUAUGAUACGUAUCGAAGCCACUCGUAGAGGUGGUUUUCCGAUACUAACCCACAGGCGCCAAAUACGUGGGACUACGCGCUAUGUCUACUAAUGAUUACCUUUCGCUCACAUCUUGUUGCGCUUCCCACCAACUGUUCGAGUGGUUACGUGGUCUUGGUACACGAUGCGAUUCUAGUCAUUUGUUUAGUCUGCUCGGUUUUGUUGGGAUAAAUACCCUCUAAUCACCCCUGAGAACGUCGCUCGUUCCCUCUGCUCCCACCACCUACUGUUCCAUCACCAACCCCUCAUCAUACAAUCACCUUGUCCAGUUCAGUCAUUCAGCCAUCCUCUUAUAAAGUGCCGAGUACUAGAGUACCACCUAUCCAACCCCUUUACCCUCUACCUUUCCUGCCACCAGGGCUUCCCUCUAGUGGAAAUCUUGUUCUCUACCCUAGAUAAUCCCCUCUUCCCGUUCCGAUGGAGAGUUUUCUAUACCUCGCGUUACUUCUCUCGGUGUCCCUCGUAAGUGCUACUGAAAAUAGAAUGUGCGCGGAAGUGUGCUGGACCUAUCAUAUUGGUGAUCCCAAUUGCGAGUCUUCAUGUCUCAAUCAUCCGGUGAGCACUUGUGUUCAAGUUUUCCACCAUUGCCCACACGCAUACUGACGCUCCUCUCGCACAACUUUUCGGAACAGAGCUACUCACCCCAGUCCGCUACGGUGGCCGAGCAAUGCAUUGUAAACUAUCCCCCCGACCCCCAGUGUCCUCUUAGCCGCCCCCUCCCCGUUGCCGUAUUCUAACACUUUCCAGGCAAACUGUUUGGUGGAGAAUUCUGGUGGCGCCGAUCUUGUGGCCUUUGCUGAAUGUCGCACCAAGUGUCUUCAUCAAUACUUCGGUGAAUUUCUGAGAACCUAUUCCCCCAAAUCAAAAAGAUCGGCAUUAUUUAGGAUGCCCGGAUUUUACUCUCCUACAGUUGUCUGCGAAGAUCCUGAAGAGUAUGAUAGGGUUUAUAGGCAGUGCUUCGUGCGUAUUGUCGGCCCCGUUUCCUGAUUUCCCAAGGGAUAUUCUGAUGGGGCUACGAUUUUUGGUUUAGCAGGAUUUUUGGGAAAAAUCCCCUAUGCACCCACAGUCGAGUUUCAUUAAUAGAACUGAGCGCGGGAGGGGAUGUUCUGUGAGGAUUGUCUAUCGCUCCGCUCUACACUCCAAGCGUGACGCCACCCCUCCGUUCCCUAUCCCACUGGAGUCCAUAUAUGACGACGACCACCCGAUAUCUAGUCUGGGAUCUUCAGAGAUGGAAGAACAUAUAUGCAGGGCUUUGUGUUUAGGUGAGGGUGAAGAGGAGUGCUUACCCAAUUGCCUCCUGUUUCUGGUUUGCAAAUUCACUCCCCUCCAACUCAAUCAGUAUCUAAUCCUAGUUUCUGUCGACAGGAUUCCCGCACGGGGGAGUUUCAUCUUGUGAUCAAAUGCGCGGUGCUUUGCCUCAGAGGGGAUGCCCUCGUUGGUGGGGCCAAUCUGAGCUUCUUGGUCUGUGUUCGAGGUUGUCUUAUGGAGAUGUAAGCCCCAAGCUUGUCUUGUAUCCUAGCCUGGCUUUGGCGGGAGUGGUCGUCGUGCGUCCAGAACUGAUGGUAUUUGCGCUCUAGCACCGCUGGUCUCCUUCCACUGAGGGGUAGCUCUGAAAUUUCCAGUGGGCUCACUCCUGAGCUUCCAGGAGCUGUUUCUCCACCCUCUAACGAAACUAAUUCUGCGAGAGCCCUGGCCCAGUACGCUAUGAACCAGCCCAGCAGCGCAGAUUCUACGUAUAAUUUCUGUCGAUACCGCACGUGGACCCCAGCAAUUAUUCUAGGUGUAUAUCUGGGUUCAUUUUGAGGGAUCAUGCGAUGGAAACCGGGUUGGCCUUUGGGCAUAUUCUGUGGCUUGCCUCCUGCGGGCUUCGGGAGAUGUUUGUCGAGUUUGGUCAGCAAAAUUAUUCCACAGCCUAUCCUCAUUUUCCAAAAGUUGGCAUGGGAAUGAGCGCUUUAUUAUCGUGUUCAUGUCGAUGGUCGGCGAGGAUAACAGGGACCCAACAGUCGAGUACUUUUACAUUAUUAUGAGCAAUGAAAGAGGUUAUCAUGCAUCGGAGCAAAACAAUCGAUUAGGUGAGGUAUAUAAGCCGAUCAAGUAUAAUACCGGUACAUAACGAAGAGGCUGUUUCCGCCUAAUAAAGUGUUCCCGCGAUGACGGCCCCAACUGGUCAUGUAACCCUAGAGCACGCUCGGAAAGUGGGUUAUCCGAGUGUUAAACAUCACCAUGGGCGGUAGGACAGAGUAUAGUGCGUGCCAUUCAAAACCUGCACGAGAAAUUCGACAACUUUUAAAUUGACAAGGGUCUACAACUAGUGUCAUUAUGUGAAAUAAAAAAGCUCAGGAUUCAAGAGAGAAUGAUGGAGAAUAACUGUGAGGUUUUCUUUUAUUUUCUUUGUCCUUGGUUGGAGAGCCUUGCAAAUUUGAAAAGUUGUACUUUUGGUGAGAAAGGGAGAAAAAUGUUACAUCAGCCACAGUUUAAUUUCUUAGUAAUCAGAGAUUUAUUAUUCAGGAAAUAGGGUUUUGGCUUAAAAAGGUCAUUUUAUGUACUAAAAAGAGUAAAUAUAACCUGUAACGUAUGAGGAAUACUAUUAACCCUAAUGAUAACAACCAUUAUUUCUCUGGUAUAUGUAAUAAAAUCAUAGUAAUA